This is a messenger RNA of Porites lobata, 6742 nucleotides long. The record is from the annotation of a GenBank genome assembly. NCBI's taxonomy places the organism in Eukaryota, Metazoa, Cnidaria, Anthozoa, Scleractinia, Poritidae.
AUGCUACUUUUUCAGGAUUGCCAGUUUACUAAAAUUAAAGACGAUACAACUCUUCAUGUUGUCUUCCAAGGAAAUAUCCUUCUGGGAGGUUGCAGUAACUGCUGCAAGCGAUGGUUCAUCACUUUCAACGGCACCGAGUGUGGCGGACCUCUGCCUAUUGAUGCCGUUCUGUGGAUCAGUAAUAGCAAUAACGAUGAUCAUAGACACGGAGCAAUAGAAAGCUACUGUGACAACAAAAGGGAAUAUCCGCGUUGGCAUCAACAUUGGAAACUGUCCCGGUUAUGGAAACUCCAAUGGUCGCACGGGGUGGAUGUCAGUGUCUCGUUUGAUUAUCGAAGAAGUUCCCGGUCCCAGCAGUAACGAAUCCAUCGUAUCUCAAUAACAUUCUCCAAAGUUGAGUGUUUGUAGAGUCAUGUUAGGCGUCAAAAAUGGAUACAAAUAUAUUUUAGGCAAAAAUUUAACCAACGUGCAACUGGUAGCCUCUGUUUGACUCUUUGUUUAAAAUAAUGAUCAUCAAACCGCAUGCCCAUUUUUUUUUUCUUUGCUAAGUGCAGCGAGUCUUUGCAGCAUACGAUGUCUGUUUUGCAGCAGCACGAUGCCCCUUCUGCCUGCGCACCUCGAAAUUUCGGCUCUGAGAUUACCCGAGAUCUAUUUGAGUGUCCCGAAUAUGUCCUUUGGGACCUGGGAUUUGCCGCCCUUUCUGCUUGCGCACCUUGUAAGUUCGGCCCUGGGCUAAACCAAGAUCUGCUUGAGGGUCCCAAAUAGGUCCUUUCGGUUUUCUAAAUAAAUGUUUAAAGUCACAACAACAACAACGGUCUAUAUAUAUUUGCAUGACCAUACAAACGCAUACAGUAUUGCAAAAGCUAUGUUUAGGAAUCAAAAUUACAACACAGGGCAAUUACGUUACUUUGAUAAUAAUUUGUCACGAACAUCAAAACAAGCUGAAAUAUAUUUUAUGAAUUGUAUAUUGAUAAGUGUAUCUGUCUAUUUCUAUCAUUAGUUUGUGAUUGCUUAUUCGUAGUUUUACUAAAGCCCUUCUCCCGGCUGUUCCUCUUGUUAAGUCUAAGUAACUAGAGAAGGUAUGAUCGGUUUUAAAACCCCGAACGCAGUCGUCCUACACCUUAUAUCUAAGUUUGGGUUUACGUAGUACACAGUUUACCGUCCGGUCAGAUGUCUCAGGUAGCCUGAACAAAAUGGUUAUGUGAGAAAAAAUUAUGCUGCCGACCCCGGCUAUACUACCCUCACGUUCCCUUCCCCCUCCUCGCUAGACAAGAUCGCGAUCGUCAUAUGAGUGAGACUGUCGGUUGAAUUUUUCAACGAUAAAGUACUGUCUCUUGGCUGGCCGAGAGUCAUGCUCAGGAAGGGGUGUUUUGAGUACUCUAGACCAUUUGAAUGGGGCCUAAUUAUGGGAUGAAUGAGGUAGGGAAAGAAAUUUGCUACAGCGUGCAAUCCUGAUAUAAAUGAAGGAUUCAAAAGACUCUUCUUUUUUCUUUUGGUGACAUUUUUUUAGCCAGUUACUUGUGUGUCUGUAUAUUAAUACUCACAACGCGCCCCGCAUGAUAUCGGUGAUUGCUCUACAUUUUACUGUACUCACUAUCUUUCAUCUCAUUGGCUAUUAAGAGCCUACAGUUAAUUUUGGAAAUGAGAGCAGCCUUCAGUUACAACAUACAGAUUACUAACUUAUCUUUAUCUGGUACCAGAUAACUGACCAAUCUCGUUUAUAGAGGCCGCCACCCUUUUGGUCUUCGGCGGGGAUUUGGGUAUGACAAAAGGGACCCCUGGGGAUCGGACGAGGUUGAUAACUGACUGAAACAGUCAUUUCGUCCACUUGUUCGUAUCAGAGCUUUACUGGGCCAGGUGGAGACAUUUGCACCUCACUGAGGAGAAAAGGUGCCUCAAUGACUAUGGCUUCAGCCUGCCUGUGAAAUGUUUUUGCGGAACCUUUUCCGUAUAAGGAAAAAUAUUUUGCUUUGUAGGAUCAUUCCAUUCUUGUCAUUCUCAAGAGGAUUAAAAAGGUAAAGUCAUCCAUGUUUCGAGAGUUGUUUGCCAUUCACACUCACCAGACACGAUUAAACGGUUGUUUCAUUUAAGCUCUUUCGUUGGCCUUCAUUUGCCUGAAACCAAGACCAAAAUGUUUGGAACAACCAGUGAUGUGGCUGUAAUGAAGUUGGUGUUGCUGUUUUGUCUCUUCUUUUACAUCCGAAGCGUCAGCACAGUCGCCCCAGCCAAGGGAGGGUUAAAAUACGAUAAAUUAUUACAUUUUAAGUAUGAUUAAGACAGCUAUAAGAUGGCUUUAAUUUAUGUCAUCACAGUGUUCCUUCUUAUUUCUCUAAAUAUUCUACACGACGCAUCGCCGACAACUGAAGCUUCCUGACAUAUUUGUUAAAAAAUGCUUGAUACGAUAAGAGGGCAACCACUUACACAUUCUUGGAAGAUUUCCACUUGAUUAUUAAUUAACGGGGAAGAUUUAUUUGUUUACUUAGGGCGUGGAUUUUGCGUAUGUGGUCUGAGUGGUGUCAUCGUUGACCUUCAGUAUCUUCGUCUUAUUUUUUCUUUUUAUUCAUUAUUAAUUAUUUUAUUUUUACCUAACUUAGGAAACAGUGAGCCUUUUUCCAUUUCGGAUUGUGACUCUUCUUCCGCAUCCUUUGAAGCAAGGUCAACCACUGACUUAAACUUACAAACUUUUAAUUUGUUUUCUUGGUUAUGGAUGGAUGCGACUUGUUUCCCCUAACUUUUUGAUCUAAAAACAACUUUUGCGACACUUUUUUUUCACUGGUUGCUGGGUAUUUUAUAUACAUUCCUAAGGGCCAUCCUGGAAAAGAAAACUACAUAAGACACAAGGAACAUCCAAACUAGCGGGAGUUGCGUGAUUUUGAUUCAAUACAUGCACGUUAAUCAUUUAUUUUAGAUUAGAUAACCACACGUUUUUUAGCACACCCUCAUAUGUCGGCAAUAUCUAGGCUAUGUUUUGCUUUCGUUUGGUCUUACAAAUUAUUUAUUUCAGAGAAUCCCAGUUUGUGUGCGCAAGGAGCAACUGGACUUCCCGGACGAAAUGGUUUGAAUGGACAUAAUGGAUGAGAUGGUGCAAAGGGUGAGAAAGGCCUGCCAGGUCCAUCGGGACCACGUGGUUUAAAAAGAGAAGCGGGUGAGAAGGGUGUGGCAGGGCCACCUGGACCACGUGCUGUUAAAGGAGAAGCGGGUGAGAAGGGUGUGGCAGGGCCACCUGGUCCACGUGGUGUUAAAGGAGAAGCGGGUGAGAAGGGUGUGGUAGGGCCUCCUGGGCCACGUGGUUUUAAAGGAGAAGCGGGUAAGAAAGGUGUGGUAGGUCCCCGUGGACCACGUGGUAUUAAAGGAGAAGCGGGACCAGUUGGAAAGGUCGCUGCUGAACAAAGAAACUGGAAACAGUGCGCGUGGAAAAAGCAAGAAAACAAAGAUAUUGGCCUUAUUAAGGUGAGGGUGCUAAUGUGGGCACCCAAUUCUCAGUUCACUACUAUUUUCUCGGCCAAAUAUCAGUCAACUACUAUUUUUUGGCCAAUUCUCAGUUAGCUACUAAGUUUGGUUGGCUAUUAACUUUCACUUUCCUACAGGGUAUAUUAUUUCGUCAUAAGCCGAAUUUUCUCUCUUUCAGCAAGUCUAUCACUUUUGGGGGUAGGCCCUAAUAAAAUCAAGGAAUAAGCUUACAUGAACUAACAAUUUAUUAGUAACUGAAAACAUAAGUCGUAUAACCAUCAAUAUGACACCUGCCUCAUAGAUCCAGACGCCCCAGUCAUGAUCUCGUACUGAUCUUCCCGACAUGGUCAUGCAUGUCCUGCUGUAAACUACUUCAAAUUCACCUUCCUCGGCACUUUCACUAUCUGAUUGGAAUCAGUCUUGUACUUAUAUGGUUGCUGUAUGUCCCGUAUCUUGUUGUUGGCCUAAGUUUCAAUCCAUUCGUUUAAUCCUUGCGAUCCAUUGCAACAGAAACAUUACUGAUCAAUGCCAAAAUAUAGUCUUAAAUAACAAAAAUGGACCAUUAUUUUUGGAAUUCGAUUGGUGAAUCCAAUGACUGUUUGCACCAAUGAAAGAGACAUAGUUGAGAGUGGUGACAAAGGCAUGAAAGUAUUUGACACGGGACAAUUCGACUUUAAUUUCGUGAGUGUAGCCCACUUCGAACUCGUAGUUCUUUUAAGCGAUUCCUUUACUGUGGUUCCAAGGUCUUGACGUAGUUCAAAGCACUAAAUGUUUUGUGCUGAAGUGAGAAACCGCAUGUAGGUUUUCCACCGGCGUUUGCAGAAGAUUUUUUACAUCGAUACAGAUUUUGUUGACAUCCUCUUCCGUAAUGUUACCUUCAAGUUCGCAGACGUACCUUAUUCGCGUAUUUCAAAAGCCUCAUAAAGGUAUCCAAGUGUUUUAAGAAAUGAAACCGCCGAAACUGUUUCGGUAAGACCGGUUUAAACACGAGCUUUUCUUUCUAUUAAAAGAGUCUCAAUAGUUAGAACUCCAACAUCAGUUACAAAAAUGAUUUCUCGUAAGUACAAAUUCUAUGUACUUGGAAUAAAGACUGCUGAUUUCUUUGAACCCUCAGAAAUUCUUUUUAGCCAGAACCAAGGCUAAGAGUCACAGCUUUUUUAUUUGGGUAAUGUUUAACUUGACGAUCUUUUGGGUCCGUGAAAACAGUAUUUUCGUUUUCAGAACACGGAAAUCUUGUUAAUAUCAGAAAACGAAUUAUUCGUUGAGUUGUGUAUAACCAGCUCUUUGACUUACGCUUUCUGUUUGUCACGAACUGCCCUGGUGACUGUGCCUUUUGCACAUAGUAAUACCAGUUAAUUUGCCACCUGGUCAUCAGCGGGACAGAAAAUUGUCAGAAAAUAGCAUUUCUGUUUGCAAACCUUUGUUGCUUUCAUUAACAUUAAUAUAAUAUCACUUAACUGUUAACUUUUCAUUUAUCAGUUAACUGCUAAUUUUUUGGCCAAUUAUCAGUUAACUACUAUUUUUUUGGCCAUAUAUCAGUUAACUGUUAACCCCAUUCGCACCCUCUGAGGUGAGUGCAUGGGAGAAAAAUUACAAAUUUCCUUUUUUAGAGUCGGUGUUACUGGACAAUAAAAAUUGAGGCGAGGGAGUCACAUUUGAUAGAUAAGGCCAUGACUCUUCAACCUAAGAGCCACUUAGAAGCACUUCUCAAAUGUUCCAGUCCUUAGUUUCCUUUCCUUGGUUAUUCUUAUUCUUUAACUCGAUUAAACAGAGUCUUUUUUUAAAUAAAACUUUCUUUAGUUAGUUCAUAAUGUUGCGUUUGACUCUUUUUUAACUAACCUUAACGCGAAAAUAAAGGGAAAUUCAAAGUUUACCCUUCAUAACUUCGAACGCAACCUCUUACAUCUAAUAUUAUUGGAAUUUCGGUUGUUCAUUCGGCAUUCGAUCACUAGUUGUGGGUUUCAGAUACCUAAAAUGACCUCAUUUGAUAGAAAAUCCCUUUUUGUAAUCCAUGAACUUUGCUAUAAGGAGCACACGGCUAACCGCGAGUUGUCCUAGCUAGUCUAGGUGGCGUGAACAAAAUGUUUAGUGAGAAAAAAUAGUUGCGCCUUUUGCUGAGACUAGACAACCCCACCUCGAGAAACCUGGGAUCAGGAAUUGUUUGCGGGGAGUGCAGAAGGAAGAAAGGGAGAAAGAACGCCUGAUCUCAGGUUACACCUGAGGUUGCCUCGUCUUGCCUUCUUCACAUACCCCAUCCCUCAAGCUCCCCGAUCCCUUCCCCCACUAGGCAAAAUUGCGAUUGUCAUAUAAACUGCAUUCGGCUGAAUUUUUUAACGAUGAAGUGAAUUCAGUUGGAUCUGAGGUAGGGGUUGCUCGGGUUUCCGAGACCAUAUAAAUGUGGCCUUAAAACAUCGCAGUGUUGAUAAGUAAGGAAAGAAUCGUAGAGCAAACGACUCAACAGGAUUCUCCUGUCACUUACUUUCAGGGUAAUUUUUCUGGGCAGUUAUAUGUGUGCCAAAAUAAAUAUACGCGUUUCUAUCGGUAUGAAGUAAGGAUAAACUACCAUGACGAGAAGUCAUUUGGCUAGCCGAGAGUUCGGUAGGGUUGUCUCGGGUUCUCGACCGAUAUAAAUGUGCCAUUAGAAAAUUUAAAAAUGAUGUGGUGUAUGAGCUAAGGAAAAAUCGUAGGGAAGAGGACUUAAGGUAAUCAUCAGUCAUUUACUUUAGGUGACAUUUUAUUGGGCGGUUAUAUGUGUGCCAAAAUAAAAAUACGCAUCGUUCUUUGCGAUAUAUCGGUGGCGUUAAGACCUUAAUUAUCUCUCUUAACAUAGUCACAAAAGUGCAACAGAACAGACGUUACGAUUUGAAUAAUAACGUGAAUCAUAUUUCACGGUGUUCUGCGUGGGAGUGGUCGCUAACAAUAUAUGUUGCUGUGUUUUCAGGAUUGCCAGUUUACUAAAAUUAAAGACAAUGCAACUCUUCAUGUUGUAUUCCAAGGAAAUAUCUAUCUGGGAGGGUGCGAUAGCUGCUGCAAGCGAUGGUUCAUCACUUUCAACGACGCCGAGUGCAGCGGUCCUCUGCCUAUUGACGCUGCUCUGUGGAUCCCCAAUGGUAACACGAAUGACCACAGACACGGAGCAAUAGAGGGCUACUGUGACAACAUCAGAAAAGGGAAUAUCCGUGUUGGCAUAAACAUUGGAAACUGUCCUAAUUAUGGAAACUCCAAUGGUAACACGGGAUGGAUGUCGGUGUCUCGUUUGAUUAUCGAAGAAGUUCCUCGGUCCCAGCAGUAA